Messenger RNA from Balaenoptera musculus (blue whale), 1374 nucleotides. RefSeq names its product glycerol-3-phosphate dehydrogenase 1-like protein. Gene Ontology annotation, biological process: glycerol-3-phosphate catabolic process; carbohydrate metabolic process. Gene Ontology annotation, cellular component: glycerol-3-phosphate dehydrogenase (FAD) complex; cytosol. Gene Ontology annotation, molecular function: glycerol-3-phosphate dehydrogenase [NAD(P)+] activity; NAD binding; protein homodimerization activity. Lineage: Eukaryota; Metazoa; Chordata; Mammalia; Artiodactyla; Balaenopteridae. The transcript has 5 exons. The coding region runs from base 1 to 1374 and encodes 457 amino acids. The record is from RefSeq and is a predicted model, not a curated record.
AUGAAUAUCCAGGGAAAGAGCACUACAGGCAGAGAGAACUCCAUGCGCAAGGGCCGUGAGGUGGAGCAUGAAUGUGUGAUCCAAGAACAGCAGAGAGCCAAUGGAAUUGGAUGUGAUGAGAAGGCAGUGCCCACCCCACAUCCCCCAGGGUCUGAGGGAGACACAGGAAUCACAAUGACUGCAAAGUCUAGACGUGCCAUUUACUGCUAUGGGGAAAAGCAGGUAGGGCCUGAGGUGGGGAAGGAAAUCAAGAAUCGCACUGAUAUGUUUAGACACCUACAGAUUUCACCUACAGGUGAAAGCGAAUGGGCCUGGGCCGAGCAGGCAGAGACAGGCGGCCUGAUGGCUGGGGAGGUGCAAGCCAGGCUGCAGCGUUCCUGCCUGGCCACGGCAGCUUCACCCCUGAAAGUGUGCAUCGUGGGCUCGGGGAACUGGGGUUCAGCUGUUGCAAAAAUAAUUGGUAAUAAUGUCAAGAAACUUGAGAAGUUUGCCUCCGUGGUCAAGAUGUGGGUCUUUGAAGAAACAGUUAAUGGGAGAAAACUAACAGACAUCAUAAAUAAUGACCAUGAAAAUGUAAAAUAUCUCCCUGGACACAAGCUGCCAGAAAAUGCGUUCAUUCACGGGAUCUGUGACGAGAUCUCUGGGAAAGUGCCCAAGGGCGCGCUGGGCAUCAGCCUCAUCAAGGGCAUAGACGAGGGUCCCGAGGGGCUGAAGCUCAUUUCCGACAUCAUCCGAGAGAAGGUGGGCAUUGACAUCAGUGUGCUCAUGGGAGCCAACGCUGCCAAUGAGGUGGCUGCUGGGAAGUUCUGUGAGACCACCAUCGGCUGCAAGGUAAUGGAGAAUGGCCUUCUCUUCAAAGAACUUCUGCAGACUCCAAAUUUUCGAAUUACGGUGGUUGAUGAUGCAGACACUGUUGAACUUUGUGGUGCCCUGAAGAACAUUGUGGCCGUGGGAGCUGGGUUCUGCGACGGCCUCCGCUGUGGCGACAACACCAAAGCCGCCGUCAUCCGCCUGGGGCUCAUGGAAAUGAUCGCCUUCACCAGGAUCUUCUGCAAGGGCCAGGUGUCCACGGCCACCUUUCUGGAAAGCUGCGGCGUAGCUGACCUGAUCACCACCUGCUAUGGGGGCCGGAACCGCAAGGUAGCAGAGGCCUUUGCCGGGGCCGGAAGGACCAUUGAAGAAUUGGAGAGGGAGAUGCUGAAUGGGCAGAAGCUGCAAGGACCUCAGACUUCUGUUGAGGUGUACCGCAUCCUCAAACAGAAGGAGCUGCUGGACAAGUUUCCACUGUUCACUGCGGUGUACCAGAUCUGUUACGAAGGUAGGCCCGUUCAAGAGAUGUUGCCUUGUCUUCAGAGCCAUCCAGAGCAUAUAUAA